Equus quagga is the source of this 3441-nucleotide messenger RNA. RefSeq names its product insulin receptor substrate 1-like. The record is from RefSeq and is a predicted model, not a curated record. NCBI's taxonomy places the organism in Eukaryota, Metazoa, Chordata, Mammalia, Perissodactyla, Equidae. Gene Ontology annotation, biological process: insulin receptor signaling pathway. Gene Ontology annotation, molecular function: insulin receptor binding; phosphatidylinositol 3-kinase binding. Gene Ontology annotation, cellular component: plasma membrane; cytosol. The transcript is spliced from 3 exons. Bases 1504 to 3099 code for a protein of 531 amino acids.
GAUUCCAGCUCACAGACGAGCCCCUUCCUCCCAGGGCUGGGAAGUGGAGGGGCACAGGUGGGAGGCCUUGCCCUGCCUGCUCAGGUGGCCCUGGCCCUUGGACCAGUCUGAGAAGAGAGGCAGCUUCCCUUGCUUCGGUGCUCUUGUUCUAUCUCCUUCCUUACCCUAAAGGUGCUCCAUCUUUAAUAGGGGCCACGGUUGCCCUCCUCACCGCCCAACCCUCAGCUCCCUCCUGUAGAUAUCUUACUUGCCAUGAAAGUGAUAUCACAAGGUCCUCUAAGGCCCCCACCCUUGUGUCAACUGCUGGUUUGUCUUGCAGGGUGUGCACUGACCAGCGCCAUCACCCCCAGCAUGAGUCGGUGGUCCUUGCAAGGAAGGAUCAGAAGUAGGGUGUAAAAUGUCUGAAUCCCAGCCCCAUCUCAAACCUCUCAGAAUGCAAGGGGCAAAGGGUAUCUCCGCCAGAGAGUCUGCACUUCUGUGAUGAGAGCCUUCCACAGGCCCAUGCAUUUUUGGACGGUGGUGAGGAGGGGCUGAGGGCAAUGGGGCAGCAAGAGGGACAUGCCCUGAGAGAUGGUCUUUUCCUCCACAGGAUCUCCUUCAGCGGCCACUUGACUGGGAUUCUGGUGGGACUGGUCUGUGCACAGGGACCAAUCCAGAAGUUAACCUAUCCCAAGACACGGCCUAUCACCCCAAACCCACAGAGAAACAACCUCCAGCUUGUCUGACAGCGCACAGCCCUAUGCUUGAGGAGCCCGGCUCUUAGGGUUACUUGGGAAGGAAGAGUACAGAACCAUUCCUAGGUGGGAAGGGGCGACCCAGGUGCCGGACGCCUAGAGCCCGAGUGGAGAGUGGCAGGAGCUGGAAUGGGAUGCUGCUGGAAGGGUGGCCCGGCUUAGCCUCCCACUAAUGGCCAGGACUGUGGACGCCGCCAGUGCGGUCACCUCGGACACAGUUGCAUCCACAUUCACCUCACAUCGUCGCUUUCUCGGCAGUCAGCUCAGACCAGUGGAGACGCCCCCACACUCCCCGCCCCUGCGAAAGCCCAGUGCGAGGGGGUGGGGUGGGGCGGAGGCUGCCUCCCCUAGACUUUCCAGCUCCAACUCCACUCCCACGGCCCGGCGUCCAGAGCCCGGGGCGCGUGAGGGUUAACCUCGCGGGGGUGGGGACUCCGGAGCAGUCGGCUCGGCAGAGCGAGGGAGGGGAAAGGAGGCGACGGGAGGCGCGCGGAGCCGGCUGGGGUCGAGCCUCGGAGUAUUAGAGGCCGUUGGAGCCCCGGGUAUCGCAGGCCACCGGGCAGCCUCUGGGGCACAUGCUGCGCGCAGCAAGGGGCCACUGCAAGCCCCCUGCCCCAAACUUCAAGUCGGAAGCAGGGGACAGACGCUGGGCAUCAAGACUGGUCUGGACGCCCCCGUCCCAGGGAGCACCACCUCCACCCCACGUCUGCGGGUCUUUUCCCAGCCGUCUCCGUCCCUCCUCCGACCACUUUACUGCCUUUGGCCGGGGAUGAAGCCCGGAGACGGUGGCCCCACGGCGACCCCGGAGUCCGAGUCCGCCGACGCGCCCCCCGGUCCGCCGCGGCCCUCGGCCUGGCCCGAUGACGUGCGGCUCUGCGGCCACCUGCGAAAGCAGAAGUCCCAGCGCCGCCGCUUCUUCGUGCUCCGCGCGGACCCGCCGCGCCUCGAGUGCUACGAGAGCGAGAAGAAGUUCCGCGCCGGCCGAGCGCCGCCCAAGCUCAGCGUGAGCCUGGCGGGCGCGUGCACCAUCAGCAAGCGCGUGGACGCGCGCCACCGCCACCUGAUCGUCCUCUACACGCGCGACCGCAGCCUGGGCGUGGCGGCGGCCAGCGAGGCGGAGCAGCAGGCGUGGUACAGCGCCCUGCUCCAGGCGCGCGCCGCCGCCGGUCCUAGUUCCCAAGAGGCCCCCGGGACCUGGAUCCUCGCUCCGUUUCAGGACGUCUGGCCCGUGACGCUGCGGCCCAAGGGGCUGGGGCGGACACGAGGCCUGGGCAGCGGCGGCUACCGCCUGUGCCUGGGUUCUGGGGUACUGAGCCUGCUGCGGAAGCCCAGGGGUAGAGGCUCCGGGGACACCCAGGCAUGGCCGCCGCCGGCCCUCCGCCUGUCCUUGCUCAGUGUGCGCCGCUGCGGCCACGCAGACUCUUUCUUCUUCCUGGAGCUCGGUCGCUCAGCGCCCACGGGUCCCGGGGAGCUGUGGCUACAGGCGCCCGAUGGUGUGGUGGCCCAAAGCAUUCACGAGACCGUUCUGGCCGCAAUGAAGAGACUCGGGGACGGCGUUACCGGUGGUAGGGCUGAGCCACUGCCAAGGGAUCCCCCGACAAGCGCCCCCGGGUUCUCUGUCCCCCAACCUUAUGAGACCCCGGCCUCCGCGGCCCAAUCAAUCAGUCUGAGCCGUCCGGGUUGCCUGGGUGAGAGGAGCGAGCAAGCAACCCUCAAGACCCUGGUGACGCUGGGGGCAGUAGCCUCGUACCCCCAGGGGUUGGAGCAAGGCGGGGGUUACAUAACCAUGGGAGCCAGAAGUGACUAUGAGCCCAUGGGGGGCGGCGAUGCAGGCGGUUACAUGGUGAUGGCGCCCCCGGGCCUUCCGGCAGCCGCCAGCACCGCUCCUCGCCAGCCACUCCAGGACUCGGGGGGCACUGAAUAUGUGCCCAUGAGCCGCUUUGCACCAGAGUCCUUUUCCUCGAGCACCCUGCCCGGUUUCUACAAGCCCGGGGCCGGGGAGCCUGGACUCGGGCUCCGAGGCCCCCGUCUCGGCGUCGGGGACAGCUGGGGACCGGCGGGAGCUCACCCCUGCUUGCAGGCGCCGUCCGAGCUAGCUGGGGAGUACGUGUGCAUCGAGUACGUGGCCCCGGACUACGUAGGAAUGGGCACUACCAUACCGCAGCCGCCCGACGGCCGCCUCAACUACAUCGACCUGGACCUGGUCCCUCCGCUGCGGGCGCGAGGCGACACCCCCGGGGCCAGCACUCACCGCCCGCACAGCUACGCGAGCAUCGAGUUCCAGAACCUUGGCGAGGCGCGGGGUUCCUGCAGCAUUGCUCCAGAGUCUCAGGUUGGCCUUGGCCCCCAAUCCUGCCUCUGGUGACGACUCCCACAUGGAUCCCCCUCCCCCCUACACCUGCAGUGCCUGCCUUGUGUCUCCUCCCAGCCAAAGAACUAACCCAGCCCCAGAGCCUAACUCCCGGGGCACAGCACAAGUUGGAUGAAAGCACCAGGUAUCUUAUCCCUAGUGCCCCCCCAAAAAGUGAAGUGCCACCCCCUUACUCCCUAGUUUGCCUCUCCCAAUGCCAGCCACGUGCUCACACCAUCCUCCCUUCUCCGGGACCCAGCAGAGCUCAUGGAGUACCUGCAUCCCACUAGUCUGGGGGACUGUACUCUGGACCCCCACCCUGGCCCCACCCCACAAUUAAAGGUUUCCUGCUUGGUC